This is a messenger RNA of Rangifer tarandus platyrhynchus (Svalbard reindeer), 642 nucleotides long. The record is from the annotation of a GenBank genome assembly. Lineage: Eukaryota; Metazoa; Chordata; Mammalia; Artiodactyla; Cervidae.
AUGGAAUCUGAAAAUGCAGAAAGUGAAAAUAUGGAAACAAAAAAUAUGGAAUUUGAAAAUAUGGAAAUUGAAACAAUUUCUUCAGUUUCAGCAUUACAGGCUCUCUCUAAGCUACUUUAUCCUGAAGAGGAUGACUUUGAAUCCGGACAGUCAAAUAGUUCAUCAACAAUGGGAGCCAUGGGACCUGGAAAUAUUGGACCACCAAAAAGAGAAGAGCUUAAAGUCAUCCCUCAAACUAGUAGUGAAAAUUGUGAGGAAAUCUGGAAUCCAGAGGAAGUUUCAGAAGGAGCAGAGCAUCACGAUACGUGGGAUGUUAGAGACACACCAGAAUAUGAAAUUGUAUUCAAACAGCAGGUGGGAACAGAAGAUAUGUUCCUAGGAUUGACCAGAAAGGAUGCGUCAACUGCAUGUUGCAAGGAUCUGGUGGUGAAAAUUAAACUGCCAAACACCAACCCUUCUGAUAUUAAAAUCGACAUUCAGGAGACGAUCUUUGACCUCCGUACUCCUAAUAAGAAGCUGCUGGUAACCCUUCCCCAUCCUGUGGACUGCAGCAGUGCGAAAGCCUUCUAUAUCCUCGAUACUGAGACUCUCGAAGUCACCAUGACUAUGAAACGAGAGUUGGAUUUCAUUAAUUUCUUCUGA